AUGAAGUUCUCCGCCCCACUCAUCCUUGCUGCAGCAGCCAGCUCAGCAUCCGCCCACACAAUCUUCGUCAGCGUCAACGGCGGCGCAGUAGGAGAUGGUGUCCGCGUCCCCUCCUACGACGGCCCCAUCAAUGACGUCUCCACAAACGACAUAGUCUGCAACGGCGGCCCCAACCCCACCGCCAAAACCUCGACCGUCAUAACCCUCCAAGCCGGCUCCACCGCCACCCUAACCUGGCGCCACACCCUCACCUCCGGGCCCAGCGACGUAAUCGACUCCUCCCACAAAGGCCCCGUAAUGGCCUACAUGAAGAAAGUCAGCGACGCGAAAACCGACUCCGGCGUCGGCGGCGGGUGGUUCAAGAUCGCCGAAGACGCGUUUGACGGCUCCAAAUGGGGUGUUGAUCGCUUGAUCGCCAAUAAAGGUGUUCAGACGAUUACGAUUCCGAAGUGUAUUGCGCCUGGGCAGUAUCUUUUGAGGGGAGAGUUGAUUGCGUUGCACUCAGCGAGUAGCAGUAUGGGCGCGCAGUUUUAUAUGGAGUGUGCGCAGAUUAAUGUUACGGGGGGUGAGGCGAGUAAGACACCGGCGACGGUUUCUUUCCCGGGUGCGUAUAAGCAGAAUGAUGCGGGGAUUUUGUACAACCUUUACACGGGGAGUAAGACGUAUACGAGCCCUGGACCGGCGGUGUUUAAGUGCUAG
Messenger RNA from Alternaria incomplexa, 699 nucleotides. RefSeq lists its product as uncharacterized. The transcript is spliced from 2 exons. Bases 1 to 699 code for a protein of 232 amino acids. The record is from RefSeq and is a predicted model, not a curated record. Lineage: Eukaryota; Fungi; Ascomycota; Dothideomycetes; Pleosporales; Pleosporaceae.